AUGACAGUUGUAAGCAAACCUACUCCCAAUCUCAUACUUGGGGUUUCUGAAACAGAUAUAUUUCUUCGAAAUGUACGAGAAAAGUAUUCGUCUUUACCAAAGAAAAUUCAGUUUGCCUUUGAUAAGUUUGCUGCAAGAAAAGAUUUUGAAAAUCAGCAAAUUCUUGAAAUUCAAGACAUGUAUAAAAAUAAGCCAGGUGAAGAUAAUAAUCGAAGAAGAGGCAUUACUAGAAAAUACUAUGGAUUCUAUUGGUUAUUUGAACUUGAAAUCAGGAUCACAUUUUAA
Molecule: messenger RNA, 285 nt
Organism: Macrosiphum euphorbiae (potato aphid)
Lineage: Eukaryota; Metazoa; Arthropoda; Insecta; Hemiptera; Aphididae
Source: the annotation of a GenBank genome assembly